Molecule: messenger RNA, 1946 nt
Organism: Bemisia tabaci
Lineage: Eukaryota; Metazoa; Arthropoda; Insecta; Hemiptera; Aleyrodidae
Source: RefSeq, a predicted model, not a curated record
CGUGCACAUGCCGCUUGUACCCGCUUUUAUGGUCCUCGUGCUUAGCAGGCAUUGGAUCGGUGUGGCUUCCAAGUACAUCGAGGGCCAUCUAGUCACUGCAGAGAAGUGGGCAUUUCUGGCCAGAUUUUGUUUUCUAUCGGAUAAUGGCCAAUUCGAGUACCAGAUUGAAUACCAUAAGGAAUAUGCCGUGCAAAAUUUACUCCUGUACUAUGACACAGCAGACCAAUGGCCAGCGGUAUACAAGUCAGACAAGACAUGUGAGCAGCGCGAGGCAGUGCUGAACCUGGGGCAAAAUCAAGUUGUGAAUCUAACGGAGUCGUUUUUCGGGUCCGGGUGCAGUAAUUACUACCCCAGAAAUGACUCGAUCUCGUGUCACAACGCUAGAAGGUUCAGGAGCGCCAGACCCCGGUGGUGGUUCAUAGCGAUCAGCAACUGUAACUCAACAAAGGGUCUCAAUGUUCGGUAUAAGUUCCUAAUGACAAAUGGACCUCCCGAUGAUCUCUUCCAUGAGCAUUUUUCUGCUGACGAAUUUUAUAUUUUCCCUACUGUGAUAGCAUAUGCAAUUGUUUAUGCAUUUGUCGUAGUCGCUGUGUUCGUAUGUUCAAAUGAAUUAAAGUCUAGGCAAUUACUGCAUUCGACGUACAAAUUGUUUAAUUAUUCUGUUAUAACUCAAGAGAUAGGAAUUUUAUUUCAGGGCUAUGCGUUGCUCAAUUUUGCCCUCAAUGGGACUGGAUUACCUCGUGUUAAGAAUUUAGGGAGGUUAUUUGAAUCUGCUAGCGAAACAAUAUACUUAUUGCUUUUAUUGCUUCUCGCCAAAGGAUAUACUGUGACUCGGGGAAAACUUCGAACUAUUUCAAGCGUUAAAAUCACCGUUUUUAUGUGCCUUUACGUGUUUACUUACACGUUAUUAUUUAUUUAUGAAAAACAAUUAUUUGACCCGGGAGAAGUUUUGUACCUUUACGAGAGUCCAGCCGGUUAUGGAUUGAUUGCAUUAAGACUCAUUGCUUGGUGGAUCUUUUUGUAUUCCACGAUUUUUACGCUGAGGCAUUAUCCGGAAAAAUCAGAAUUUUAUUACACUUUUAAGGUGAUUGGAUCAUUAUGGUUUGUCUCAGGGCCCGCAUUUGUAUUGAUUUCGAAUAGCCUCAUCGACAAGUGGGUUAGAGAAAGUGUAUUCUUUGCCGUCAGCCAUGUCAUAACCCUGGCCGGCCAUAUUCUAUUCCUGGUGGUGACGCUCCCGUACAACGCGAACAAGAACUUCCCGUACCACGUGCGGACGACGCAGAUCGCGGCGAUGGAGCUGUGCGGCUCGGCCGGGAACAGCACGCUCAGCAACUUCGGGCACCACCUCUACGCCCCCGGGGGGCCGCGCCCCUCCCGCGACGGCGCCCCCGCGCCCCCCGCCGACCGCUGGGUCUCCGAGGUCCCCGUCGAGCUCUUUUCCAUCAGCCGCAUCAUCGACAGCGCGAAGAAAAACCAAAACCGGGCUCGGAGACCGAACCGGCGGAAACCGGUCUCUCGACCGGGGACGCAGCCGACGAGCUCCGGUUCGCGGGAAAUCGCCGGAAACGGAAACGCGCCUACGGUCGAGUCCUCGCCUCAGCAACCGGAACCGGAAAUCCAAGUCCCCGACGUCUUUGUCCCUGCGUCGCGGCGCCAGCGCACCGCCGGCAACGAGGGAACCGGCGAGAGUCCUCCCAAAACUGAGGAGAUCCCUGUGUCACCGGAGAAGGCCACUGGGGACCAAACACAAGAGGAAGGCACCCAAAACGAAAUACGGGAUCAACAGGUUCAAAAAUUUUGACGUGGCAUAGAUGAGGGUGCCAUGAUUCAAGACGAAAAGUCAUUGAAUUUACUGCCCAGAGGAUUUUUCCUUGGACUAAUAAUACAAUGGACCCAAUUUACAACCGUUAGUUUUCGAAAUAAAACAGAUCGUUUAAGGAGUCUAA